Molecule: messenger RNA, 1035 nt
Organism: Fraxinus pennsylvanica
Lineage: Eukaryota; Viridiplantae; Streptophyta; Magnoliopsida; Lamiales; Oleaceae
Source: the annotation of a GenBank genome assembly
AUGGGGCUUUCUUAUUUCUCAGGAUGUUUCCGACAUACCUCGGUUUCCUCGACCGUCAAUCCGAACGAAGACGAAAGCGGUGGUGAAUUUGUUCCAAUCCCGAAAUUUGGUGUAUUCUCUUACGAUGAACUGAAAGCUGCCACUCAAGGAUUCAGGUACAAGAUUGGAGAGGGAGGACAUGGUUCUGUUUACAAGGGACGACUUCAACGUGGUGUUUAUGUAGCUGUCAAAGUGUUAUUGGUUGAGCUGGAAUCAAUGCGUGGCGAGAGGGAAUUUAUAGCUGAGAUAGCAGCAUUGUCUGAUAUCAAGCAUGAAAAUCUUGUUACUCUCCUAGGUUGUUGUGUUGAUGGAGCAAAACGACUUUUGGUUUACGAGUACAUGGAAAAUAAUUGUCUCGCUCAUGCUUUUCUUGGCAGAGAACAAAACAGGAUGAAAUUUAACUGGGAAUUAAGAAGAGACAUCUCAACAGGUAUUGCAAAAGGAAUUUCCUAUCUCCAUGAAGAAAUCGACCCUCAUAUUGUGCAUCGAGAUAUCAAAGGGAGCAAUAUACUUCUAGAUCAGAAUUUUACCCCAAAACUCGGGGAUUUUGGUCUAUCUAAGCUGUUCAAAGACGACAUAUCCCACAUUAGUACUCGUGUUGCUGGAACAUUCGGCCAACCAGUAGUUGAUUUCCAUCUACAAUAUGGAGAGCAGUUCCAGGUAGAAAAGGUGUGGGAAUCAUACAAAGACAACAACCUGUUGGAACUCAUAGAUCCUGUGUUGAAUGAAGAAUUCCCAAAAGAAGAAGCCAUCUGGUUCUUAAAAGUCGGGCUGCUCUGUGUGCAAGAGAACGCCAGUCUCCGGCCUGGAAUGUCCAGUGUCUUUAAUAUGCUGAAACAUGAGAUCAAAACAGAAAGUGUCAUAAUAUCACAGCCUGGACUUGUUUGUGAUCUGAUGGAAGUCAAAAUACGCCAGAAGCAAUCGUCGAAUUUUCCACGUUCACAGGCAUCAGAUAGUACAGCCACACUCCAAGCACGACGACUAGCUACUGGCUAG